AUGAAUUCUAAAGUGCUAUUUCUUCUUGUUGUCUGCGCCGUUAUCGCUUCUCCUGUCUUUUCUGAAGGUCGUCUUUGUAAAUUGUGCAAACAUAUAGUUGAUGAUGUCAAGAAGUUGGUUUCCGCAGGAAAAGACUCUGAACAGGCUAUCAGGGAACAGUGCAACACAAACGCUCCGAGGUUUUUGAAGUCUGCUUGCCGUCAAUUCCUCAAAGGUCUCACAAAGCUAGACGCGAAGGUUCAGAGUGCUUCACCUGACGAGGUUUGCGGUAUUCUUCAUGUCUGUGGAAGUUCUGAGGAUUCCGAUGAGUCCGACGUGGAAUGA
Molecule: messenger RNA, 324 nt
Organism: Ostertagia ostertagi
Lineage: Eukaryota; Metazoa; Nematoda; Chromadorea; Rhabditida; Trichostrongylidae
Source: the annotation of a GenBank genome assembly